Guillardia theta CCMP2712 is the source of this 3450-nucleotide messenger RNA. RefSeq lists its product as hypothetical. The transcript has 6 exons. Lineage: Eukaryota; Cryptophyceae; Pyrenomonadales; Geminigeraceae. The record is from RefSeq and is a predicted model, not a curated record. Bases 1 to 3450 code for a protein of 1149 amino acids.
AUGAUGGGUCACAAGCAUCUGAAGUCGACCGGUUGGAAUAGAAGUUUGUCGCAACAUGAUUUCGAGAUAUUCUUCGAUCCUGCCAUCUCGCUUGAGAACAGGUCAGAAGCAGACGAAAGCUUUCAUGUAGCCUAUGAAAACCAAGAGGAUUGCUACCCUCGUCUACUUUCAUCCCGCCUCAUACGGAGACGUCAAGGCCCUUUUCGAUUGAAGAUAGUUGACAUCUUCAACUCCGCGCGGAAGGAUUUCAGGUUACUGCAAGUUCUUCAGCUCCUCGGCGCCCGAUGCUUUCACGGCGAGGUGUAUGCAGGGAGGACGCUUGACCGGAGGAAGAAGAAGAAUUCUGAGACUGGAUCCAUUGAAUGGCAGGAGGUCUACGAUGACUUGUCGGACUCUUCGAGGCCGGAGGAUGUCGGGGUAGCAGAAGAGGAAGCCAAGAACAAGGAGCUGCUGGAUUAUCUCUCAUCUGUGGCUUCAAAGAAUGGCAACAGUCUGCAAGACAAGCUCAUCUUUGCUAGGAACAACAUCUUUAGGAAUGAAUCGUGGAGGGUCUUCUGUUCGAGGCGCCCGUUUUCAUCAGCGGUGACUUUGAGAUGGAUGCAGAUGGUUCUCUUCGUCGUCGGUCUGCUCUUCCUGCUUCGACCGCCCAAUGCGAUCUUGUUUGCUCCCUGGUCUCAAGUCCAAGAGCUGGAGAUGCAAAGCUUCUCUCUCGUGCGCUUUCAAGCGUUACAACUUCGCAACGGUGCAACGGGGAAGGCGAUCACAAGCGCUGGGAUCUCUUCUUUCGGCAUCAUGCGAGGAGGCUGCCCUCUACUCCAUACCAACGCGUCUGCUGCUGACGGCAGCUCUGAAAUCCUCUUCUUUCCUUCUCCGACGUCCUUUGAUGGCUGGUUCCUGACCACCGGGAAAGGGCCUGUAGAUCAAGACCCCGUGAAGUUCGCGCUAGAGGGAUCACACGACGGCGUUAAUUGGCGACUGAUCACGCUCUCCAAACAGUGCGGAAAUCAUCGAGGAGAAAUACUCUCCUCCAGGCAGCAAGUCCUCUCCGACGUCCCUGAGUUCCAUCUACCUGCUGCCAGAAACGUCGCGGUUCCCUUCAAUUUCAUCGAUUUCGAUUGCCUAUGGCCGGAAUACGCCUACAUCGUUGCCAGGGCGAUCUCCGGCCUCAUCAUGCUGGCAGCAGCUGUUGUUGCGUUCCUCGAGAAGUACAGCAUCCCCGUGAAGAUCAUCUCCUUUGGCUUCACCUUCCUCUACCUGUUGUCGUUGUGCUCGAGCGCCGUCCUCAUGGCAAAUGGCCACGAUUACAAGCUCUCUGUCUAUGGCAACCCCGUCAGUCUCCUCAUCGAGGCGUUGGUGGGCAUCACGAUCUUUCCAGUGCCGCUCAUCGUCAGCGAGGCGCUUGUCUUCGAGCAGACCAUCUGCUCUAGCAUGAUUCUCAUAGUCUCGGGUUUCACUCUCGCCAAGUCAGAGGACUGGCCUGUCAUCUCCAUCGUCAUCCUCGCCACCGUCUUGUUCCUUGUGGUCCUUAGGGAGCGCAUUCGAUGGAACGGCAGGAGGAUCAUAUCCGGGGACGUGAAGCUCUUUGAGAGCGAGUGGAGGGAGUUGCUGGAGCAGGGAGAGACGUUGCUUGUGCUCGACAAGGUCAACAAGGUGGCGCGGGCGAUGGUCAAGAGCGACAGCUCAACUCUGACUCCCAGACAGCAAACUAUGAUGACGUCGACGAUGGCGUGCGUGGAAGCUCCGUCUUUCCGCGUGCGAUCCACCAGAGAUCUUCUUGACGGUCCGACUGGGUUGGUGUCAUCGCGCCGCCUCCACCUCUGGGAGCGAAACAGCCCCAUGUUCUCCUCGUUGAUCGCCAAGUUCAACGUCUCCAGCCAGCGCGCAUGGACCCACGUGCGGGGCUGGGUGGUCUCAGCGCCGUGGAGGAGGAGGAGGAGGAGAGGAGACGACGAGCUGCAAGAGGUUCAGGUGAUGACGCAGGGCAACGAGGCGAACUUGCGAGUGGCCGGGCAGGAGGGCCUGAGGGAGCGACAAGAGGCUUCGCUGACCACACAGGAACGCCUUGCGGCGAUUAUGCAGCAGAGGAGCUGCUUCCCCGGCGACCUGCUUAUGUCGCGACUGUCGGAGUUUCGUCUGGCGGUCAAGAACGCUGACACGGCGAGCGUGCUCUUCACGGACAAUCCUGUCUUUCUCUCCAUCCACAAGCCCUGGAUCAGAAGCAUCAUCGGGCUCGCCGGCAUCUACUUCCUCUACUACUUCUUCAACCCCCACGGAAGCCUCCAGCAGGCUCUGGGCACCAACAAGUUCUCAGCUCGCUCGGUGUCGCUUGAGUUCGCGGACCCUCCGGCCCCUCCCCUCAGCCUCGUUGCUGACUUUGCGCUCACGCGCGAUGGCUGCAGGGUCCCAGCUGAGACCGUCACCCAGCUUGGCACUAAGACGAUUCGCAUCGACUACACUGAUGAUGUAACGGCAAACGGUUACACUCUGAGCACUCGGCCAGCAUCCUCGUCAGAGGUCACGAAACUUGAGUUCUCCAUCUCCUACUCGUCUAGUAGCAACCAGACCUUCGCCCUCUCCGCCGCUCCCUGCCGCUGGGGCAUCGACUACACGGCCUGCAUGGCUGUCCCUGUCGGGCACGUGGAGGCAGGAAAGAAGCUGGUGAUCGAUAUACGCCCGCCCUGGUUCUCCAUCCUCGGCACUUGUGUUGUCUACAUUCCCAUCUUCAUCGGCUGCCUCGCCGUGCCGGUGCUGACGCAGCAGGGGAAGACGAUGGCGCCGACAGCAGCCUUCUCCUUCUGCUUCUGGGCCCCCGGGUUGAUGGAGCUCAUCACAGCUGGAGCCUUGGCGAGGUCGGAGCAUGCUCAGGACAGCUUCUACUGGUGGGUCAUCGGACUGACCUCCCUCAUCUUCGGCUACAUCGUGCAGUUCGAAGGCAAGCGCUUCAUUUCCUUCAUUCCCUUCAACUGGGGCUUCAACAUCAGCGGUCUCAUCCUCUACAACCUUGUCAUCAUCACGCCCUCCCACGCGACCUCGUGGGUUCCCAUUAGCGCCACUAUCAUGAUGGGCUUCUGGGUCGUCUUGAUCAGCCUUCGGCAGUACGUCCUCUUCAAGUCCUGGCAUGCGAUCGCCCCGGACAAGCAAAAGUACGACAGAGCGUGGGAGGAGCUGAGGGCGAGGGAGGAGAACAAGAUGGAGAUCGACAAGCUUGCCAAGGUGGUCGCGCGACAGGACACGAAGAACAAGUUGGUGCGGCAAGCCUUUGCUGCGUCCUCUGCUCUCCUCGCCGACUCUGAGGCCCAACACUGUAAGUUCCUCGAGACAUACGAGGGCGUGCAUCCCAAUCCUCUGCUCUGCCGCGUCAAGCUGCUCGUUCUCGAUCGCUUCAUGACCCUCAAGACGGCUGACGGGCACAAGCGAUACGUGGAGUUCCGAAACAAGCGAUGCGAGUGA